AUGGCUAGUUUAUUAAUUGGAAUGGGAUUUACUAUUUUUAUUACAUAUGCAAGUGUGGCUGAAGUGGAAUAUGUUGCUGGAUUGUGUGGAUUUUCAUUGAUUUCACUCGGAAUUUUCACAAUUGUUCUCACUAUUAUCAAGUAUAAUUGGGUUGCAGGAAGAGGGAUUUCUGAAAUUUAUCACUACGACAAGUUAUUGAGACCUCGAGAUUCAAUGCAUGAAGGAUUUUUGGAAUAUAACAGUGCUAAUUAUAGUAAUGCCACCAGUAAUAACAGUAGAUAUUCAAGACAAUAUAAUGACAGUACUUAUUAUGACCCUCAAUAUGAGGAAGAAUUGAAGCCAGUUGGGUUAAUGAGAAGAGACAAUAGAGUUUCACCUCUCACUGAUGAAAACGGAAAUGGUUUCGCUGACAGAGCUAAGGAAUCAUUUAAAUUGACCAAGUAUUGCAUGUGUAACAUGUGUGUCAAGGGAUGCCUUCUCAUAACUUUCUGGAUUCCAUUAUUGGUCUUAUCUGCCCUCUACUUGUAUCAAUCGAUUGGUUAUGCAGUUGAUGAAGUAUUGCCAAGUGGUAAACUCAUGCAAAUAACCCUCUCUGAUGGAUCCACCUACAGACUUCACAUUGAUUGCAGAGGAGAUUCAAAUAAUAAGUAUCCAACUGUGGUGAUAGAUUCAGGUUUGGGCAUUUCAAGCUCUGGUGUCUAUUGGUCUGAUAUUCAAAGUGCAAUUUCAAAUCAUUCAAAGAUUUGUGUCUACGAUAGAGCUGGUUAUGGAUUUAGUGAUAAUGGUUAUUUCCCUCGUUCUUCCCUUCAAAUUGUAGAAGAAUUGAACACACUAUUGAAGACAUCAAAUAUCACAGAAAAAAUUCUCCUUGUUGGUCACUCAUUUGGUGGAAUGAAUGUUAGACUCUAUGCCAGUAAAUAUCCUGAGAGUGUUGCUGGUUUGCUCCUUAUUGAUCCAUCCCAUGAAAAUCAAACUACACUCCUCAGAGCAGCUGAAGGUAAGAGUAUCGAACCAUCAGCAAUUGAAAAGGAUCAAUUAAUUGAAAAAGCAUAUCUCAAUACUGCUAGAGUUUUAUCUCCUUUAGGUUUUCUCAGAUUGACCUCUGCAGUCCAAGGUACUGAAAUUAUCAAUCCAUUUAGCAAACCUUAUUUGACCAGUCUCCAAUCUAAAACUCUUUCAUUUACUGCACUUUCCAACAAACAAUCAAACGUAGUCUACUCUGAAGGAACUAACUUUGCAACACUUUCAGCUCAACAAGUAUACGAAAAUAGAGGAAAUGGAUUUGGAAAUUUACCACUUGUUGUUUUGAGAGCUGGUGCCAACCUUAAUGGAACAUGUGCUGAAAACCACCUUAAAGAAGAUUCAGAAUUGUGUUCUCAAUUCAUCAAAUACAUGAUUCCAAGAGCUAAGGCACUUGACACUCUUGUCGAUGAUAUUCUCUCACUCUCCACAGAAUCAUCUCAGGAAAUUGUUUGGGGUUCCUCACACAACAUUGCCAUCGAUAAUCCACAAGCAGUCAUUGAGAAUAUUUUAAGUUUAUUGGCAAAAACUAAAUAA
Naegleria gruberi is the source of this 1557-nucleotide messenger RNA. RefSeq lists its product as uncharacterized. Gene Ontology annotation, biological process: regulation of lipid storage. Bases 1 to 1557 code for a protein of 518 amino acids. Lineage: Eukaryota; Heterolobosea; Eutetramitea; Acrasida; Naegleriidae. Gene Ontology annotation, cellular component: endoplasmic reticulum. The transcript has a single exon. The record is from RefSeq and is a predicted model, not a curated record.